Molecule: messenger RNA, 3195 nt
Organism: Kwoniella mangroviensis CBS 8507
Lineage: Eukaryota; Fungi; Basidiomycota; Tremellomycetes; Tremellales; Cryptococcaceae
Exons: 10
Coding region: 1-3195 (1064 amino acids)
Biological process (GO): protein import into peroxisome matrix
Cellular component (GO): peroxisomal membrane; cytosol
Molecular function (GO): ATP hydrolysis activity; ATP binding
Source: RefSeq, a predicted model, not a curated record
AUGCCGGCGGACUCACACCGACCCAUCCGCCCAAUAUCAACCGAAAUUCACCCUCUCCUCUCCUCCCCUUCAUCUUCCACCAACACGCAAUCCCAGAUUGGUCAAGCUUCAAGCUCACUUUGGACGGCUCUUACUUCAUCAAUCAGGAAUCAUAGUAAGGCGGGAGAUCUACAGAGGCUAGGUGUGGCUGUAGAAUGGCCAGAAGAUAGGAGAUUGGGUAAAGGUAAACAGAGAAGUCUAGUGGUCUGGGUAGAAAAGUUAGGAAUUGAGGAAGAUUCGAAUGAGAAGAGAUUACACGUUCAUCCAUCUUUACUUCCUCCAUUCUCCAUUACACCCCUACCAGCUUUAGUCUACCUACACGAACCAUUCGAGCUUUCCUUAGCUAUCUUACAGUCCGUUCUAGAAUAUCCGGAUGAUCUUCAGAUCAAUCAGGACGAUAUAGACUUAUCCUCGCUCUAUGGUAACACCUCCAAUCAAAUCAACCAGAAUCAAGGUCCGACCAACAACCAUCAUUCUUACCCACCUAUAAUCCGUGAAAAUGAAUUCUUACCAUUCUCAACAAAAUUACGUGUAAUCCUCUCCGAACCUGUAUCUCAAGGUGUAAUGACUCCAUCAACUCGCGUAAUCUUAUCAAAUGAACCAUAUAUCCUAUCUCAGCAAGAUGAUGUAGAGCUAGAUGGAUACGAGGUAGAAUCAAGUUAUUCGAAAACCCAUUUAAGUCUUGACAAUUUCGAUCCUGAUACCUUCCUGUCUUCGGACUUAUCACUCUCCCUCUCACUACCUUCUAGGAUUGAUGGAGUUGCGAUCGAAGAUGAGAUGGUUCAUUCGAUAUCGUCAAGUACAUCAGGAAGUCUCACACCCCGUCCGGGUGAUAGACCGAUCUCACCGCCUACUGCGCUGGAUGAACUGGUAGCGGAGGAAGUGGAGAGGGGAACGAAAUUCAGCGCUCUGAUGGCUCAGGGUGGGGAUGACGGAGUAUGCUGGAUGGGAGUGGGGGGACUGGGUAGAGCCGGGAUAUUCGAAGGUGAUUGGGUAUACCUAAAACCGACAAAUGAAGGAGAAUCUAGCUCGAUUAACUCUUCGAAACAAGGUAGAUUGGUGAAAGCUUUAGCGUGGGAGAGACUAGACGAAUACGAUGAAGAUCUACCGUUCAAUCCCAUUCUUCUCUCUCCGUCACUCCACCGUUCCCUACUACCGUUAUCCACCAGCGAUGGAAGUAUAACCGUCCAGCCUACAUCUUUCGGCGCUCGAUCUCCAACUCUGCCAACCGCCAAAACCCUUACUCUGGCUCGUAUAGCUACAGCCGAAGGUACAGAUAAGCGAUACGAAAGAUCAUGGCUGAAAGGUCUUAAAUCAUACUUCUCGACCAAAAACAAGAGGCAAUCGAAGGAAAAGUCCAAAGAUGAGGCUGAUGGUAUAUUAGUGAAGACGGGGGAUAUAAUUUCGAUUCCUGUAUGUAUAUCAAAACCCUUAGGCGACAAUGAAAACAUCAAAGAAGAAGAAGACGACGACGAGGAGAAUGAUGAUAAUUGGAAUAGUAGAAAACCCGUUGCGAGCGGUGUAGUGUAUUUCACGAUCACCGGUUUAUCUUAUGAUCCACUUGUUCCCCCCGAAGAGGAUUUUCGAUCAACUCUGUCGUCUAAAGCUAGAGCGGGCGAGUUGGGCUGCUGGUUCAACGAGAGUACGAAGAUGGUUUUGACUGGAGUGGAGAAGGAGAGAGUGCGAAAUAGGGAUGGUGAUUUGUCAUGGCACGGUUUAAAUCCAGCACCACCACCGUUUUCCUCCUUGGGCUUUGGGAAAUUACGCGAUCUACUGAAAACUCCCUUUGUACAUCCCUCGUUAUCGGCUCUUGUCCAGCUUUCGAUAUUGGUUAAAGGGGCGAGAGGGAGUGGGAAAAGAAGUUUAAUCAAGAAUGUAGCUGAUGAGUUAGGAUAUAAUAUUGUCAAUGUCGAAUGUUACGAUAUAAUUGGAGAUUCACCUUCAGUAACUUCUGGCAGUCUCUUAGCAAGAUUGGAAAAAGCCAAAUUGUGUUCACCAUCUUUAUUAGUUUUGAAUCAUAUCGAAGCUCUGGCCAAGAAAAGUGAAAGUAACACACUUGGACGAUCGCCUCCCAUAGUCAAGGUCUUGGAGGAAAUCAUUCAAUCCGCUAAAGAAGGUUCAACGGAUUGGCCAGUGGUCGUAGUUGGUAUGACGGUGGAUGUGGAUGGUAUACCCAACGAAGUGUUAGGAUGCUUCAAGCAGGAUGUAGAAAUACGAGCGCCAAACGAAUCUGAAAGAUUUAAAAUUAUCUCUCACAUCUUAUCGUCUCACAGCUUAUCACCUGAUGUAGAUUUGAAAGACCUAGCUAGACAGACAGCUGCAUUGCUAGUAGGAGAUAUCGAAGCCCUCUUACGUAGAUCAUACGAUCUAUCCCUCAAACGAAUCGAUACCUCAAAGUCGCUCUCAAUAGGACCUGUCAAAUCUGCAACUUUAGCCGGUUUGAACAUCUCGUCGAAAGAUCUAAACGAAGCGAUUAACGAAGCUAGGAAUUCGUACUCUGAUAGUAUUGGUGCGCCGAAGAUACCCAAUGUCACGUGGGAUGAUGUAGGUGGAUUGGCUAGUAUCAAGAAAGAUAUUCUAGAUACUGUUCAAUUGCCUUUGGAGAGAGGUGAUUUGUUUGAUGAUGGUUUGAAGAAGAGGUCUGGUAUUCUUCUGAAAUUCACUCUGGACCCAAGUCUGAAAUUGGAAGAGGUGGCAGAUGGAUUGGAGUAUAAUUUGACGGGAGCGGAUUUGUACGCUCUUUGUUCGGAUGCUAUGCUUGGUGCGAUGACUAGGACCGCGGAGAAGGUGGAUCAAGAGGUGGACAGAUUGAAUAAAAUUCACAAUGGCAAUGGGAUUGAUCAAUUGGAUGUUGAUACGAAAAAACCUUGGAAAGGUGAAUUGUCUGUACAAUAUUAUUUAUCAAAGCUCGCCAACCCAUCGGAGAUUCAAGUGAAAGUCGGUUUAGAAGAUUUCCAAGGAGCGUUGAAGAAAUUGGUUCCUAGUGUGAGCAAAGAUGAGAUGGAUCAUUAUGAGAGGGUACAAAGGCAAUUUAAAAGUUUCAACUUGUUGAACACACAGGAGAAGGAGAAGGAAGAUGUAAACGAACAAGGUAGGAAAGGGAAGGGGAAAGGAAAAGCUAAGCUAGUUGAUGGAGAUGAAGAAUCACUGUCCUGA